CCUCCCACUUGCUUCCACCACUUUCUCUCUCCUUCUCCAAUUCUCCUCACUCUGACUCUUCCCUGUUUCAAUUUUCAAACAAUCCACCGCAUCCCUAUCCAAUUUUCACCGUUCUAACAGGAUAAUUACUCCCUCCUCUGUUGAUUCAUGCUCUCCUCUUUCCACUUCAUCGCUGUUUUUCUGCUGAAAACUUGAGCGGGAACCAAGUUGGCCAUGUUUGGACUACAUUUGAACCAGUACCCCUCGACGUUGCGCUUGCUUGCAGUUGGAGAUUUGAUUUCGCCUUUUUUUUGUAGCUAUGUUUGAUUGGAACGACGAGGAGUUAACAAACAUCAUAUGGGGUGAGGCUGGGGAAAGUGAUGAUCAUAUUGUUCCAUAUCCUGACCAAGUCGAGGAGAAACCUUCAAUUUUAUUUGGAGACCCCCCUAAGAAAGAAAAAAAUCCGCAUACUUCAAAUACUAGCGCCCCUGAAGUGAAAAAUCCUCCUGCCACACAUGAACAUGGGGUUGAACUAGAUAGUAAUUGCUGUAAUGAUUCUGGUGAUCGCACAACAGAAGUUGAUCAUACUUCAUGGUCUGAUUGCCCUAAUCCAUCAUCAUCAAAUGUUCCAAAAGCUGAACAGGAUACUGCAGGUGACAUUGCAUCAGAAAACAUAACAAAAAGUUCAGAACGUGGCUCCUUAAUAGAGGAGACAUCUCAAUUCAAGAAAGAUUCUGAAAUAUUUGAAAAUCCCCCAGAAGAUGGAGAACAAGGUGACUUUGUUGACUAUGGCUGGGCCAACAUUGGAAGUUUUGAUGAUCUGGAUAGGAUAUUUAGUAAUCAAGAUCCAUUAUUUGGGAAUAUGGGCACUGGAAACGAUGAUGAGCUAUGGUCCUCUUCCAAAGAUGUAACCAGCAGCCCUCUGGGCACUACUCCUUUAUCUGGAGAUUCCACUGAUUCUCCAUUUGGAGCAUUAAGAUCCGCAAUCAAUCAAUCUGAGGUUAAGGCUGAAUACAUGCCAGAUACCAGCCAGAUGCUCGGGUACGAAAAACUCAACGAGAUCACAUCUCAUGCUCCACAAGAUGUACAGGCAAGCUUAGAUAUUAUUGAACAUUUCGGAGGUAAAAGUAACCUAUUAGGGAAACAAAAGUCUCCAGCAACGAGUGGGAUUAUCCAAGCACGCCUAGCACAACAUAAUGAUAGAAUUGCCGCUACCCCCACUAACUUCCCAGGCAAAUUGUUUUUGCGUGUUCAGGGUAACAGGCAAAAGAGGUCACUGAAGGGUCAGAAGUUGGACAACAAGAAUGAAGUCAGAAACCUUCGUAACUUAAGUGGCACAUGGUCCUCAUCUGGAAGCACGUUGCAACAAGUUAAUGGCCAGUGUGUACCAUCAGUGAUCAACCCAGGUCCACCUUUGGUGCUAACUCAGCAAAGCUCACUUCCGAGGCCUGAGCUGUUUCAACAAAAUUAUUUACCACGUGCACCUUUAGGUACUCCUUUGUAUGGGAGUAUGAAUCACCAUCCUAUGACUUCUGUCUUUCCACAGUUUCAUCCUGGGGAUGAAAGCCAUGAUUUAAUGUCUUCUAGCUAUGAAGCCCCUCCUUCCAGUUCAAAUUCAAUAAAGAAUUCGGACGAUGCUGCAGGGAAGCCUCCAGCAAUGACACCAAGAGAAAAAAUUGAAAAGUUAAGGAGGAGGCAGCAAAUGAGAGCAAUACUUGCUAUUCAGAAACAGCAGCUGCAAUUUGGUAACCAGGUAUCAGCUUCUGAAAUUUCUGGCAUGGAAGGAGGGGAAGUCGAGGUUAAUGAAAGUCUUGGGUCUUUUCCUUCCCUUGAACCAAGCUCGCCUGGCGAACAGUAUGAUUCAAAUACAAUCAGCGCAACCUUUGAUAAUUUCUCAGUGGAGGAAUCAGUGCUCUAUCAGCUUCAAGAUAUCAUAGCUAAAUUGGACAAUAAGAUAAGACUUUGCAUCCGAGACAGCUUAUCUCGACUUGCCCAAAGUGCUUUGCAGAGGCAAAACCAUAAUGAUACAAGCAGUACCUGCACAAGCAGCAGAGAUGAAGUUCUCGGUAACAAAGAUUUAGUUGGCCAUGACAGGUUUUCUAGAACAGCUGAUGCGGAGACGGAUACAAAUCCAAUAGACCGGGUGGUGGCGCAUUUGCUCUUCCACAGGCCACUUGACUUUUCUGGAAAACCUUCUGAUGCACCUGACUCACCUUUGUCUCCCAACCUACCAUUUGAAAAGAAAGCAAAUCCGACAGUGAGCUUAACCAAGGGUCGUUUUGCUGAGAGCUUUGGGAACACUCAGAUUACAUCUCCACAGGGAUCAAAAUCAGCAGGCACAUUUUCUGAAAGCAACCAGUCCAAAAACUUUCCUGCUUUUGCCACUCAUGAGACUGUGCCGAACACUGAAAAUACUGGGGUACAGACAAAGGUUGAAACCUCCAACCGAAGAAUAGCUGAGUGAAAACCAUUUUGAUAUGGUUAUUUCCUUCCCUUAUCUAUUCCAUGAAUUGUAGUAUGUAAUAUAUACCUUAGUAUCGAUACUCUAGCAAUGAGUCGCUUACUUCUCAUGUCAGCCAUUUGGUUUUAUUCAAGCGUGGUUGCAGAAUAACUAGCACUUGGCACAAGUGAAGGAACUUAUGUAUUAUAGCGUGCGAUAUUUCAGGAAAUAUCGUUCACACGA
Salvia hispanica is the source of this 2662-nucleotide messenger RNA. RefSeq names its product agglutinin-like protein. Gene Ontology annotation, biological process: circadian rhythm; regulation of DNA-templated transcription. Lineage: Eukaryota; Viridiplantae; Streptophyta; Magnoliopsida; Lamiales; Lamiaceae. The record is from RefSeq and is a predicted model, not a curated record.